AUGACCAGACCAAGUAUUGGUGGGGACACCUUACAUACACAAUGGUAUUUGCCACUCGGGGUUUUAAUAGAUGGAUCAUGUGGAAAUGUUGAUUUUAUUUUCGAAGAGGCAUCGAAAGGCGGUUUGUUCGACGCGUCGCAUAUUUGGCUCAUUAUAGAGAAUGCAGGCAGUUAUGGUAAUGUUAGUGGGAUGUCGAUCGAGUCUCGGCUGCAGCGAGCAAACCUGAGCGUCGACGCUGAUAUUGUUGUAGCGCAAUACAAUGAUAAUGAAUAUAUACUAACUGAUAUUUUCAACUUUGGAAAGAUCCAAGGUAACAAGUUGGAGAGAAAAUAUCUGGGAGUAUGGAGAAAUGGAUUGCAUUUUCCUCCGUUCCAGUUCAAAUAUUAUGAUCGAUGGGACUUUCAUAACUUGACUUUGAGAGCCGUCACCGUAAUAUUGGGUGAAGAUAAAAUAUUUAGCGAAGAAAUUAUCACCAGUUCACAUUACACGAAUGGUGUGAGUAAAUUUACCAAGGAACCUGCAAACCUGUUGAAGAUAUUAAGAUCUGUUCAUAACUUUAGAUUUAAUUAUACUGUGGCUGGCCGGUGGAUUGGACCCACGGGGAGAAGCUCCACUCCGUCGGUUUGCAGUAUGUUAUACUGGCAAGAACAGGAUAUUUCGUACACUAGUAUCAGGAUGGUUAGCAAUUGGUCGCAGGGUAUCGACUUCAUACAGACUCCUGCUUCGUAUUUAGGUACAAAAUUCUUCUACCUCAUACCAAAUAAAGGAAUUGGAAGUUAUGAGAACCGAUUCCUGUCACCUCUGUCUCCCGGGGCGUGGUGGUGUACCCUCGCUGCAGCCAUCGCUUGUUCAACAGUCCUCGCUGCUUCUGUUUCCCUGGAGAGGAAGCCAUUCUCAGGCUUGUAUGCUAUGCUGAGUAUCAUCAGUAUCAUGUCCCAACAAGUGUUUGACGAGGGCGUGACUGUUGCAAAUUCUAACAUUUCUAGUCAAAGUCGCCAGGUGACGCUCGCAGUGGCGGGCCUGACGAGCGUGUUACUGUACAACUACUACACGAGCAGUGUGGUGUCGUGGCUGCUGAACGCUGCGGCGCCGACAUUGUCCACCAUUGAUGAACUCAUUGAUAGUGACUUCGAACUUAUAUUUGAAGACAUUGGAUACACGCGCGGGUGGCUAGAGGAUGUCGGGUUUUAUUACUACAGUGGGUAUAAAAACACAAAAGAAGACGAGCUGAGGGAAAAGAAAGUACAGAAUGUAAAACGAAUAACACCAAUGUUUCAGUCUGUCCGCGAGGGCGUGGAGCUCAUUAGGACCGGAGGUUACGCGUAUCAUACAGAGCCGUACAACGCCUACCAGUACAUUUCUAGAACAUUCCACGACACAGAGAACUGUCGGCUCGGUUCCUUGCCCAUGAUGCCAAUGGUGCCCACAUACGUUGUGGUGCAGAAACAUAGCCCUUACAAGGAGUUCUUUGACUGGAGUUUAUUGCGGCUCAAAGAACGAGGUUUCACAUCGGUAAUCAAAUCGCGACUGGCCGGCGUGGAGUCUCGGUGCUCGGGGAGCAGUCCGCGGGCUCUGGCCCUCGGCCAGGCGGCGCCGGCGUUCACGGUACUGCUGCAUGGGCUUCUGGCAGCCGUUCUCGUGCUGCUCCUGGAGAUAUUGUCGCAUCGGUAG
Messenger RNA from Leptidea sinapis, 1671 nucleotides. Its product is annotated as ionotropic receptor 75a-like. Lineage: Eukaryota; Metazoa; Arthropoda; Insecta; Lepidoptera; Pieridae. The transcript is spliced from 13 exons. The record is from RefSeq and is a predicted model, not a curated record. The coding region runs from base 1 to 1671 and encodes 556 amino acids.